Molecule: messenger RNA, 747 nt
Organism: Cylicocyclus nassatus
Lineage: Eukaryota; Metazoa; Nematoda; Chromadorea; Rhabditida; Strongylidae
Source: the annotation of a GenBank genome assembly
AUGGAGCAAAUAUGGUCAUGGGUUUUAGACCACUGGGCAUUCUGCACGUUCGUUCUUGCGUGUUUUGUGCAGAUAACACCGAUCAUCAAAUUUAAUCCCUUCACGGCGCUAUUCAGCUGGAUCGGGAAGGUGAUAACCAGAAACAUCGAGACGGAGCUGAGUGAAGUAAAGAACACAUUGAAUCAGCACAUCAGAGACGACGACAUGAACCAAAUAGACGACAUACGGAAUGUGGUGCUGGAUUUUGCAAAUUCGUGCAGGAACGGACGCCGGCAUUCAAAAAGUGAAUUUGAGCACAUCAUCGACCUCAACACAAAAUACGAAGCACUGCUUGGAAAAUAUAAGCUGACGAACGGCGUGUUCACGGAAGACUAUAAAUAUGUGCUUGGAGUAUAUAACGACAACCUGACGAACAACAGUUUUUUAGCCAUCACGCGGGGCGACAGCGCGGACAUCACGAUCAACAUCACAGGCGAAAGUGUGCCCGACAAUACCGAUGCGCUGGUCACGCUGAAAGACCCUGACAAAAUGGAUGAGAAGAUUUGGGAGAUGGAAAUGAACCCCAUCGACAACGUGCUGUAUAUCGAACUGACAGGAGAAUACACGGAUCUCGCGCCCAAGAAAUAUGUGUGGGAUGUCAGGUUCAUCUAUAGCAGCGGAAAAGUAUACACGCCCAUUCCCCCUUCCCCGUUCGUAAUUCUUGAACCGGUGGGAGAAGUGGAAGCCGGAGAUGGUAUCGAUGGUUAA